Messenger RNA from Populus nigra (black poplar), 2768 nucleotides. RefSeq names its product cuscuta receptor 1-like. Gene Ontology annotation, molecular function: protein binding. The record is from RefSeq and is a predicted model, not a curated record. The coding region runs from base 1 to 2763 and encodes 920 amino acids. The transcript has 7 exons. NCBI's taxonomy places the organism in Eukaryota, Viridiplantae, Streptophyta, Magnoliopsida, Malpighiales, Salicaceae.
AUGAUUAUAAAUGUGGUGGUUUUAAUACAAGGGUGGCGGUGCCAUGGUUGUUUGGAGGAAGAGAGAGUUGCUCUCUUGCAAAUCAAACAUGCCUUUGGUUACCCAAAUGGCAGUUUCCUGCACUCCUGGAAAAGAGAUGCUAACUGCUGCGAAUGGAAACAAGUCCAAUGCAACUCCAGCACACUUCGAGUUGUCAAAAUAGACCUUUCUUUCUCAAGGGGUUGGGAGCUGGGAGACUGGCUCCUGAAUGCGUCUUUGUUUCUUCCAUUCCCAGAACUGAACGCUCUUAACUUGUAUGGAAAUCGUAUUGCUGGAUGUCUUGAGAAUGAAGGUUUUGAAAGACUAUCAGUCCUUGGCAAUUUGGAGAGACUCGAGUUGGGCCAAAACAAAUUCAACAGCAGCAUCUUUUCAUCCUUAGGUGGUCUUUCAUCUUUGAAAUGUUUAUCUCUACACAAUAAUGAAAUCGAAGGAACAAUAAGCGUGGAAGGAUUGAAUAAUCUGACAAACUUAAGGAAUCUGCAUAUUGCGAGCAAUCACAUUGAAGGGUUUAAAUCCCUUCAUGGUGGUGAGGAUGAAGUGCUGAAAAUGAGCAAUUUGGAGUAUCUUGACUUGGGAGGUAAUCGCUUUGAUAACAGUAUCUUAUCAUCCUUCAAGGGUCUUUCAUCUCUCAAGAAUCUCGGUCUGGAAAAGAACCAUCUGAAAGGAACAUUCAAUAUGAAAGUUCUAUUUUCCUGCAACCUAGAAUUGGAAGCUUUGAGCAACUUGAGGAAGCUGUAUCUCAGCGGAAAUGAGAUUGACGAGUUUGUGUUCUCAGAAGCCUUGCCUUCUCUCAAGAAUUUGCACAAGUUGGAUUUGAGUUCCUCUACUCUCGAUAAUAGCUCUCUGCAAACAAUAGGAAGGAUUACUACUCUGACGAGUUUAAAGAUGAAUGGUUGUAGACUCAGUGGCAGCAUACCUAUAGCCGAGGGUCUAUGCGAGUUAAAGCAUCUUCAAAGUCUUGAUAUCAGCAAUAAUAGUCUCACCGGUGUCUUGCCUAAUUGUUUGGCAAAUUUGACAUCCCUGAAACAAAUAGAUCUCUCUUCCAAUCACUUUGGGGGAGAUAUUUCCUCGUCUCCUCUUAUAACUCUGACAUCCAUCCAAGAAUUAAGACUUUCGGACAAUAACUUUCAAAUCCCCAUCUCAUUGAGGUCAUUUUCCAACCAUUCUGAACUCAAAUUCUUCUUCGGUUAUAAUAAUGAAAUAUGUGCAGAGCUAGAGGAGCACAAUUUGAUCCCAAAGUUCCAACUAGAGAGACUUCAUUUAUCUGGUCAAGCAUAUGGUGGAGCAUUGCCCUUUCCCAAAUUCCUCUUCUAUCAACACAACUUGACGGAGAUUUAUUUUUCUAACAUGAAAAUGAGGGGAGGGGUUCCAAAUUGGUUGCUAGAGAACAACACAAACCUACAUGAACUUUUCCUGGUCAACAAUUCUCUUUCAGGACCUUUCCAGUUGCCAAUUCAUCCCCAUGUGAGUUUGUCACAAUUAGAUAUUUCUGACAAUCACUUGGACGGCCACAUCCCAACUGAAAUUGGAGCAUAUUUCCCAAGUUUGACAUUUUUAUCCAUGUCUAAAAACCACUUCAACGGUAUCAUUCCCUCUUCGUUUGGCAAUAUGUCUUCUCUUCAAGUUUUGGAUCUCUCAGAAAACAACAUCUCUGGAAAGCUGCCAUCUUGUUUUAGCUCUUUGCCACUAGUUCAUGUUUAUUUGUCACAAAAUAAAUUACAGGGAUCUUUGGAGGAUGCAUUUCAUAAGUCCUUUGAGCUCAUUACAUUGGAUCUUAGCCAUAAUCAAUUGACUGGCAACAUUUCGGAAUGGAUUGGUGAGUUUUCCCACAUGAGCUAUCUUCUCUUAGGUUAUAAUAACCUUGAAGGCAGAAUACCCAACCAGUUGUGCAAGUUGGACAAAUUGAGUUUCAUUGAUCUUUCUCAUAAUAAGUUUACUGGUCAUAUCCUCCCUUGUCUAAGAUUUAGAAGCAGUAUUUGGUACAGCAAUCUUAGAAUAUAUCCUGAUAGGUAUUUGAUUCGAGAGCCUUUAGAGAUUACAACAAAGAGUGUAUCCUAUUCUUACCCGAUAAGCAUUUUGAACAUCAUGUCUGGAAUGGAUCUCUCUUGCAACAAUUUGACAGGUGAGAUUCCUCCGGAAAUUGGCAACCUUAAUCAUAUCCAUGUACUGAACCUGUCAAAUAAUUUUUUGAUAGGUCCUAUCCCACAAACUUUUUCAAACUUGAGUGAAGUUGAGAGUUUGGAUCUUUCCAAUAACAGCUUGACUGGGGCUAUCCCUCCUGGACUUGUACAAUUGCAUUCUCUGGCAGUUUUUAGUGUAGCCCACAAUAACCUAUCUGGUAGAACACCACCUAAUAUGAUUCCACAAUUUUCAACAUUCAACGAGAGUAGCUAUGAGGGAAAUCCUCUCCUUUGUGGACCACCACUCUCAAGACAUUGCACCACCCAAGAAGAAGAAGCUUCGUCAUUACCAAAAAGGACUUCAACGGAUGAUAUAGAAGAAAGUGGCUUCAUGGAUACAGAUGUUUUCUAUGUGAGCUUUGUUGUGACAUACAUCAUGAUGCUGUUGGUAACAGCUGCAAUUUUGUACAUAAACCCCAACUGGAGACGAGCAUGGUUUUAUUUCAUUAAACAAAGCAUCAAUAAUUGCUACUACUUUUUUGUGGACAAUCUUCAUAUGCCAUCCUGGUUAGAGGUCCGAAACCUUUUGUGUAGAUAUUUUUAGCAUGU